AUGCUACUUCCACGCGAAUUUUUCUCCACAUCCAGAAAAAAAUAUAAGGGAUCCUCAGUUCAGCGCAUUUAUAGCCUGACACCAAGUUUUGACGAUGUUGCUGCUUCUGCUAAGAUCACAGAAAACAACUCUUGUACUAAGAAUAGUGGGCUUGAUGGAAGUGUCAGAGAAACAGUGUCCAUAUCAACUGCUAGUCAUUUCGUUAACUGCAAUGGAGAAACGGUAUCUGUCACCACGACUGGCUGUGGCCUAUUCACCAAUGCAGAGGAAUCCAUUUUGGUUAAUGAGGCUUAUGAACAUCUGAAAAGUAUCAUAACAAUGAGUCAGACCUAUUCGACUCCUUCUGUUGAUCAUAUGAUUAAAUUAGUGCAACCUCUCUCCCACAAAUUGACCGAAAUAUCGAAUUCUCCUGUUUCAUAUGUAAACGAUAUACUCAUCUCAACGCAAGCAUAUUCAAAUAGAGUUGUUCAAGCUAAUCGACAAAGUCGACCGAAGCAUGUUGAAUGGGUUCGCAGUUGGCUCGUUUUCCUUGCAGCUAUUGCUAAUUUUGUUCAGACCUUUUGUCCAAAUGGUCUGUCAUGGCAAUCUGAAACAUCCCACUCUCCUCCACCUGUGCCACAAGUAACUCAAUUGCUUCCAUCUCAAUUCGCCAGGCCUUCGCUUUCGACUCUUCGUCAGGAACAAGUUAGUCUUUGUGCUUAA
This is a messenger RNA of Protopolystoma xenopodis, 702 nucleotides long. The record is from the annotation of a GenBank genome assembly. NCBI's taxonomy places the organism in Eukaryota, Metazoa, Platyhelminthes, Monogenea, Polystomatidea, Polystomatidae.